AUGAAUUGUGAUUCUUACAUUGUACUUGACAACUCACAACCAUUCUGGUAUGACAAAAGUACACAAACAUCUUCAUCACAAAAAGAAACCGAAGCUCUGACAUCAAUGGACGGAAUGUACAAGAAUAUACAGACAUCAUCAUACACCAUCGAUAUUGUAUUUGCUGGUAUAGUUAUUGCACAGACUCCAUCAGAUGCUACAUGGACGGAAACAAUAAAAGUCACAUCAGUAACACCAAACCAAGUAGAUUCAUCUACUGCUCUUCAAAACUUUCAAACAUGGAAUCGUAGCCCACCUUUCAGUCUACCCGGCCAUGAUCACGCAAUGUUGUUUACGAGGUAUGAUUUAACAGCUAGUGGAUCAAACAGCAAUGCAGGACUUGCAUAUGUAGGUCGAGUCUGUACUAGCAGUAGUCAGUCUAUUGUGGAAGAUGGAUUCAACUUCGUUAUCAUAUCCGUGGCAGCACACGAAUUGGGACAUUGUUUUAGUGCAGAACAUGACGGUACCGGAAAUGCCUGCAGUGGUAGUGAUGCCUAUAUCAUGGCGUCUGGGGUCAGUCCACAGACCGACGCAGCCACUGCUACACAUCCAUGGAUAUUUUCAACAUGUUCAACUUCUUAUUUUACGAAUUACAUAAAUUCAUUGGAUUCAGCGGGAAAUAAUUGUAUGAAGAUAUUAAGUGCAGGAUUUGACCCUACUGGACUAACACCUUAUGACCAACAACUAGCAGGACAAGUAUUUUCAGCAGAUGAACAAUGUGUACAGAUUCGUGGAAGUGGAUCAUCUUUCUGCAGUGAUCGAUAUGAUGGUGAUUUUACUACUGUGUGUACGGUGUUAUGGUGUGCUGAUCCAUCUGGAAAUGGGUACUGUAAUACGAAUAUAGGAGGUGAUGGCACGCUUUGUGGUAAUAAAAAGUGGUGCAAAACUGGAGUAUGUGUGUCUGAUGUCAACGCUCCGUCUGGAGAUGCUUUUUAUUGUCAAUAUGUUGGUCAGUCUUGUUGUUAUUCUUGCUCCGACUCAACAACCACGUCAACCACAACGACAACUACUACCACUACCCCUGGACCAACUACAUCAUCAACAACCACUACCCCUGGACCAACAACGUCAACAACUACUACUACACCUGGACCAACUACCACUACAUUAUCAACCACGACAACUCAGAGCCAGGUUAACGAUGCUGAUCAGCAGUGUGUACAAAAUCGUGGUACAGGGUCACAUAUGUGUAGGUGGUGUAUAUCUGGAGUGUGCACGUCUGAUUCAAAUGCCCCUGUUGGAGACGAGACCUGUCUCUAUGGAGAUCGAAAUGGCGCAAUUUUUAACAAUGGUUGGACUUGUGAAGAUAUGGUGAGAGAAGCGCCCAAUAAUUGUGCAAGUGUACCAACUGAAUGCUGUGCCUCGUGUGCGCCUCCAACAACAACAUCAACAACUACUCCUGCAACAACUACAACAUCAACAACUACUCCUACUACGACAACAACAUUAGCAACAACUACAACAGUUCAGCUUACAACAACUGAAGAAACGACAGUUCAUCCUACAACAACUGAACAAACUACCACUACAGUAAAUCCUACAACAACUGAACAAACGACAACUACAUUUCAGCCUACAACAACUGAAGAAACUACAACUACAGUAAAUCCUACAACAACUGAACAAACGACAACUACAGUUCAGCCUACAACAACUGAACAAACGACCACUACAGUUCACCCUACAACAACUGAACAAACUACCACUACAGAAAAUCCUACAACAACUGAACAAACGACAACUACAUUUCAGCCUACAACAACUGAAGAAACUACAACUACAGUAAAUCCUACAACAACUGAACAAACGACAACUACAGUUCAGCCUACAACAACUGAACAAACGACAACUACAGUUCAGCCUACAACAACUGAACAAACGACCACUACAGUUCAGCCUUCAACAACUGAAGAAACGACAACUACAGUUCAGCCUACAACAACUGAACAAACUACCACUACAGUAAAUCCUACAACAACUGAACAAGCGACAACAGUCCAGCCUACAACAACUGAACAAACUACCACUACAGUUCAGCAUACACCAACUAUAGAAACGACAACUACAGUUCAGCCUACAACAACUGAACAAACUACCAUUACAGUUCAACCUACAACAACUGAAAAAACUAGCACUUCAGUUCAACCUACAACAACUGAACAAACUACCACUACAGUACAGUCUACAACAACUGAACAGACUACAACUACAGUAAAUCCUACAACAACUGAACAAACGACAACUACAGUUCAGCCUACAACAACUGAACAAACGACAACUACAGUUCAGCCUACAACAACUGAACAAACGACCACUACAGUUCAGCCUUCAACAACUGAAGAAACGACAACUACAGUUCAGCCUACAACAACUGAACAAACUACCACUACAGUAAAUCCUACAACAACUGAACAAGCGACAACAGUUCAGCCUACAACAACUGAACAAACUACCACUACGGUUCAGCCUACAACAACUGAAGAAACAACCACUACAGUACAGUCUACAACAACUGAACAAACUACAACUACAGUAAAUCCUACAACAACUGAACAAACGACCACUACAGUUCAGCCUUCAAAAACUGAUCAAACUACAACUACAGUAAAUCCUACAACAACUGAACAAGCGACAACAGUUCAGCCUACAACAACUGAACAAACCAGCACUACAGUUCAGCAUACAACAACUAUAGAAACGACAACUACAGUUCAGCCUACAACAACUGAACAAACUACCAUUACAGUUCAACCUACAACAACUGAAAAAACUAGCACUUCAGUUCAACCUACAACAACUGAACAAACUACCACUACAGUACAGUCUACAACAACUGAACAGACUACAACUACAGUAAAUCCUACAACAACUGAACAAACGACCACUACAGUUCAGCCUUCAACAACUGAACAAACUACCACUACAGUAAAUCCUACAACAACUGAAAAAACGACAACAGUUCAGCCUACAACAACUGAACAAACUACCACUACAGUUCAGCCUACAACAACUAGAGAAACGACAACUACAGUUCAGCCUACAACAACUGAACAAACUACCACUACAGUUCAACCUACAACAACUGAACAAACGACAACUACAGUUCAGCCUACAACAACUGGAAAAACUAGCACUACAGUCCAACCUACAACAACUGAACACACUACCGCUACGGUUCAGCUUACAACAACUGAACAAACGACAACAUUUCAGCCUACAACAACUGAAGACACGACCACUACAGUUCAGCCUACAACUGACAAAACUAGCACUACAGUUCAGCCUACAACAACUGAACAAACUACCACUACGGUUCAGCCUACAACAACUGAACAAACAACAACAGUUCAGCCUACAACAACUGAACAAACUACCACUACAGUUCAGCCUACAACAACUGAACAAAUGACAACAUUUAAGCCUACAACAACUGAACAAACUACCACUACAGUUCAGCCUACAACAACUGAACAAAUGACAACAGUCCAGUCUACAACAACUGAAGAAACUACAACUACAGUUCAGCCUACAACAACUAAACAAACUACCACCACAGUUCAACCUACAACAACUGAACAAACGACAACUACAGUUCAGCCUACAACAACUGAAAAAACUAGCACUACAGUUCAACCUACAACAACUGAACAAACUACCACUACGGUUCAGCCUACAACAACUGAACAAACAACAACAGUUCAGCCUACAACAACUGAAGAAACGACCACUACAGUUCAGCCUACAACAACUGAAGAAACUUCAACUAAAGUUCAGCCUACAACAACUGCACAAACGACCACUACAGUUCAGCCUACAACAACUGAACAAACUACCACUACAGUUCAGCCUACAACAACUGAACAAACGACCACUACAGUUCAACCUACAACAACUGAACAAACUACCACACCUGUUCAGCUAACAACAACUGGACAAACGAAAACAGUUCAACCAUCAACAACUGAACAAACGACUACAGUUCAGCCUACAACAACUGAGGAAACUACCAUUACAUUUCAUCCUUCAACCGCUGAACACACAACAACAGUUCAGCCUACAACAACUGUACAAACUACCACCACAGUAAAUCCUACAACAAUUGAACAAGCAACAACAACAGUUCAGCCUACAACAACUGAGGAAACGACAACAGUCCAGCCGUCAACAACUGAACAAACGACAACUACAGUUCAGCCUACAACAACUGAAGGAAUGACAACAACAGUGCAAUUUACAAUAACUGAAGAAAUUACUACUACAGUUCAGCCUACAACAACAGAACAAACGUCAACAGUUCAGCCUACAACAACUGAACAAACAACAACAGUUCAGCCUACAACAACUGAACAAAUGACAACAACAGUUCAGCCUACAACAACUGAAAGAACUAACACUACAGUUCAACCUACAACAGUUGAGGAAAUUACUACUGCAGUUCAGCCUACAACAACGACAACUAAGCCCACAACGACAACAUCUCAACCUUCUGUCACCACCGAGUACAGAUACAGAUGCAGACUUCGGAUUAGGAUCACAAUUACGAUCAGUCUUACCGAUACAACUACUCAGGGAUAUCGACGUCUUUUCAACCAGGUUUUCAUAGCGCUAACGAACUAUUAUAGACGAUCCAGAUCAUGUAGACGUACCUUUAGAAGAAUAGUCCUUUUUUCAAUAAGAGCUGGGAGCUUGAUACCAGAGUACGAGGUAUAUCUAGAUGAACCUUCUCCUGGUGAUGUCAUUGCAGCUGGUUACGACUUGGUCACUGGGAAUGGAAACUUAACAAUAGGAAAUGAAACAGUUGAGGCAGAGACAUCGUCUGUUACGUCUAAUAACGAAACAGCAACAAUAAGCUCAGGCGAUGACUUGUGUGGUGCAUUCAACCAAAUUAAUAGCUGUCCUGAUAAUUAUGGUUGCCGUAUUAAUUCUACUACAGAUGCUCCAUAUUGUGCACUUCUGAUAACAGAAACAGAUAAUUACAGUUUGAUACUAGGUUUAGCAGUUGGCAUACCAAUGGUUUUCUUUCUUCUCGUGUUUACUAUACUUCUAUGUAUUUGUUGUAAAAGACACAAACAACAACAAACAAAAUCAAAAUAUACAGACGAGGAUCAAGAUAGACCUAUUCCUAUAGAACAAAGAUUUUUCGCUAGUAAUGUGGCCCAUCGGUACAACAGUUUUGGAAGAAAAGAUUUUCAAACUUUUGGAGGGUAUUGGGAUAAUGGAUCUUUUGAAUCCCACGAAGAUAUUGAAAGAACGUCAUAUAUUGGCAAGAAGUCAAAUUUUUCUGGUCAAAGUAAAAAUUCUAAAAAUGGUUACAAACCAAAAGGACAGAGAAAUUCAUAUACAUCUUCAAACGGACAGAAUUACAAUGGUCGAUUAUCGCACAUAUGAAGAUUUGCUCAAUUUUGGCGUUUAUGAAGAUUUGCUCAAUUGUGGCGUUUAUGAAGAUUUACAGACAAUUUAUUUAAUAUGACAGCAAUUCAAUUUAAUUUAUAUUAUAUUAUUUUAUAUUUUAUUAUUUUAUAUUAAAUUAUUUUAUAUUAUAUUAUAUCAAUAUUAUAAAAAAUUGAAUCAAUGACAAA
Messenger RNA from Mytilus californianus (California mussel), 5618 nucleotides. Its product is annotated as mucin-2-like. Gene Ontology annotation, biological process: proteolysis. The transcript is spliced from 22 exons. Bases 1 to 5427 code for a protein of 1808 amino acids. The record is from RefSeq and is a predicted model, not a curated record. Lineage: Eukaryota; Metazoa; Mollusca; Bivalvia; Mytilida; Mytilidae. Gene Ontology annotation, molecular function: metalloendopeptidase activity.